CCUUCUCUUGUUUUGGAAGCAAUAUCAGUCUCGUUAUUUUUCCUAUCAUUUCCUUGAAACAUUGCCAAAAUGCCGUCUGCUAACGCGCCCACAAUGACGUCCGCGACUGCCUCCAACCGAGGCAAGCGCUCGUUCUCUGCACCAAAAGAGGUCAACCGCUCGCUGCUGGACGAGCACGACGCCAUGAACGACGCCAUUUUCGAGGCAGAACACGAUGCUUCGGCGAUGGUUUCGCAGCCUGGCCGAAACGGAACCGGUUUCUCCCUCGCUUCGUCCAUGUCACACCACGAACUCACCAUCGUAGGAAGCUCGGAAAGCCUCAAUGACAUGAGCUUUGCCACUCUUUGGCGCCACCAACGGUCAGAAUCGCUGGGCGAUUUGUCGCGUUCAACUUCGUUGGAUUCUUCGCCAUCCAACUCGCCACCCGGUGACAGUUAUCGCGCCCCGUCCUUCUUCCACCGCCUCAAGGCACGCCAUGUCGAGCGUCGCUCCAGUCGGUUGAACGAUCGCGAAAUUCUGGCGGCCUCGGACAUGCCCAAGGCGUGGAAGGCCUAAACAACGCACACGCGAGCGAACGAAAACAGAACAACAAACAUUUUGGUUUGGUCUCAACGCGCUGGCCGCCUUGUCGCUGAUCCCAUCACUUUUGCACAUUGUACUCCUUUCCACUUCACUUGCGCCAUGUUGGUGGUGUUCAUAUGUCAAAUAAAGCCCUGUAUUAUAUUGAGGA
Molecule: messenger RNA, 730 nt
Organism: Capsaspora owczarzaki ATCC 30864
Lineage: Eukaryota; Filasterea; Ministeriida; Capsasporidae
Exons: 1
Coding region: 70-555 (161 amino acids)
Source: RefSeq, a predicted model, not a curated record